CUCCUCCCGGCGUGCUGCGCAGGAACGGCUGGCUGUUGGCUUGUGGAGGCUUCAGGUCCCCGACGGGUCGGGGCCUCCGGUGUGCUGCUUGUGCCCGCUGCCCGCCGCCUGUCGAAGAGGAAGCCAUGGCGCUCCGCGUCACCAGGAACACGAAAAUUAACGUUGAAAAUAAGGGGAAGAUGACCAUGGCAGGCGCCAAGCGUGUGCCUGUGGCCACCGCUGCAGCCUCCAAGCCCGGGCUGAGGCCAAGAACGGCUCUGGGAGACAUUGGUAACAAAGUCAGUGAGCAGCUCCAGGCCAAAGUGCCUCUGAAGAAGGAAGCCAAAACUUUACCUACUGGAAAAAUCCCUGCUAAAAAACUCCCAAAACCUUUGGAAACGGUGACUGUACCGGCAUCUGUGCCUGAGUCGGAGCCGGAGCCGGAGCCCGAGCCAGAAGCUGAGCCUGUUAAAGAAGAAAAACCCUCGCCUGAGCCUAUUCUGGUUGAUACUCCCUCCCCAAGCCCGAUGGAGACGUCCGCAUGUGCGCCUGCAGAGGAGUAUCUGUGUCAGGCUUUCUCGGAUGUAAUUCUUGCAGUGAGUGACGUGGAUGCAGAGGAUGGAGCUGAUCCAAACCUUUGUAGUGAAUAUGUGAAGGAUAUCUAUGCUUACCUGCGACAGCUUGAGGAAGAGCAAUCAGUCAGACCAAAAUACCUCCUGGGUCGGGAAGUCACUGGAAACAUGAGGGCCAUCUUAAUUGACUGGCUAGUACAGGUUCAGAUGAAGUUCAGGCUGCUGCAGGAGACCAUGUACAUGACUGUUUCCAUAAUUGAUCGGUUCAUGCAGGACAGUUGUGUACCCAAGAAGAUGCUGCAGCUGGUUGGUGUCACUGCCAUGUUUAUUGCAAGCAAAUAUGAAGAAAUGUACCCUCCAGAAAUUGGUGACUUUGCUUUUGUGACUAACAACACGUACACUAAGCACCAAAUCAGACAGAUGGAAAUGAAGAUUCUCAGAGUUUUAAACUUUGGCCUGGGUCGCCCUCUCCCCCUACACUUCCUUCGGAGAGCAUCCAAGAUUGGAGAGGUUGAUGUUGAGCAACAUACUUUGGCCAAAUACCUGAUGGAACUGACUAUGCUGGACUAUGAUAUGGUGCACUUUCCUCCUUCUCAAAUUGCAGCAGGAGCUUUUUGCUUAGCACUGAAAAUUCUUGAUAAUGGUGAAUGGACGCCAACUCUACAGCAUUACCUGUCAUACACCGAGGAAGCUCUUCUUCCUGUUAUGCAGCACCUAGCUAAGAAUAUAGUAAUGGUGAAUCGUGGGCUUACAAAGCACAUGACCAUCAAGAACAAGUAUGCCACAUCUAAGCAUGCUAAGAUCAGCACUCUAGCCCAGCUGAAUUCUGCACUGGUUCAAGAUUUAGCCAAGGCUGUGGUCAAGGUGUAACUUAUAAACUUGAGUUGGAAUACUGUAUCUGCAAAUAAAAUUGGCACCAUGUGCCACCUGUACAUAUUAUACUACUACAUUUACUUUUAAUAAAGGUUGUGACCCUU
This is a messenger RNA of Lepus europaeus (European hare), 1528 nucleotides long. It is a transcript of the gene CCNB1, whose product is annotated as cyclin B1. The record is from RefSeq and is a predicted model, not a curated record. Gene Ontology annotation, cellular component: cytoplasm; cyclin B1-CDK1 complex; mitochondrial matrix. Gene Ontology annotation, biological process: mitotic metaphase chromosome alignment; mitotic cell cycle phase transition; regulation of cyclin-dependent protein serine/threonine kinase activity. Gene Ontology annotation, molecular function: cyclin-dependent protein serine/threonine kinase regulator activity. Bases 126 to 1421 code for a protein of 431 amino acids. NCBI's taxonomy places the organism in Eukaryota, Metazoa, Chordata, Mammalia, Lagomorpha, Leporidae. The transcript has 9 exons.